AUGUCGCGCAACGUGCAUUGGCGACAACAGCAGCAUGAGUCGAGCAGUACCACAUCCGGCCGCAGCGACCGCUCUUAUGAGACCGCCCCGACAGAGUACAGCGACUCACAUCGCCCAUCCAUAGCCAGAGCUGAGACGGGCUAUGCUGGCGAGACUAGUUAUGGCCGUGUCCAAACCAGUUCGCGAGACCAAGACUACUUCACAUCAAAUGUCCACCGCCAGCAAUAUCGAUAUGAACAGCCUCUUCCCCAAUCAUCGGCCGACUCGGUCGACACAUAUGUCUCCACCUCAGAAGAAGAAGACCACGCCGACGAUGCCGACGACGACACGCCAGAUUACGACGUUCCAGUCUAUCGCCAUGACCCGCUACCGUGCGAUGCUAUUCCAACGACCCCCCGCGACUUUGGACAGCUGUUCCCCACAGCUAAACGCUUAUCCAUACGUCACGACGAUUCCACCAUAGAUGGCAACAUGAACCUGAGGGUCGACACACAGGUCGAGGAGCGAGGCCAUCGAAAACAAAGUUACACACUCUUCCACUUGCGCAUGCAAGAUCUUCGAACGCGCCAAUUUUCCCUACGUCGCUACUGCAGAGAAUCUGGCCGUGAGGUCUGCCACUCGAUACGAAAGUACCAGCAGCCAGCGGCAGAGAAGCACCCUGUCCUGCAGCGUGCAAGCACAGCCAUCGCCAACCUGGUCAAGUCUGAGUCCCGUCCGACAACAUCGUCUGGUCUUAAACGGUCUGACUCCGGCUAUGAGUCAGUCCGUGGUACACCUCACGCCGACGAUGAGGAAGACGAUUUCGUCUCGUCUGAGAUGCGUUCCAAGUCUGUAGGCUACAGCAAGGGUCGUGCGCUCAUGCCCACCAAUACCAUCAAGCUCGAGUUUUCCAAUUAUGCCCAUCUCGAUGUGAAACGGCGAGGCGCCAGAUCCUACAAGCGCUACGCUUUCGAGCACUGGGGACACGAUUACUCUUGGAAGCGCAUCAUCAAAAGGGACAGCCAGCGCGAUCCGGAAACCGUAUCUUAUUAUCUGGUCCGCAACGACAACGAUAAGGAGCCCUUGGCACAUAUAUGCCCUGUACGAUUAAGUCCAGAAGAGUCGCGAGAGGAAAUCGCAAGGGGUGGCUGGGUGCCGCCUUGCUAUAUGCGUAUCACAGAUGAAGGCAUUCUGAGCUCUGACACGGACAUUUCAGACGUCGUUGUUGCAACAGGUCUCAUGACCCUUGUGGACGACUGUAUCAAGCGUCGGUUUAACUCGCAACAAAGUACACCGUUACACAUUCCACUGCUCCGCACAUCAUCCUUUAAGAUGAACAUGGAGUAUAUUGGUCCGAUGCGCCUGAUUGAUGAGGUGUUUCAUCGUAAACAAUCCGAUAGUGGAACUUCAAAAAGACAACCAUCUGCGUUACGCAGAGCCCCAACGUCGGUAUAG
Messenger RNA from Plenodomus lingam JN3, 1434 nucleotides. RefSeq lists its product as uncharacterized. Lineage: Eukaryota; Fungi; Ascomycota; Dothideomycetes; Pleosporales; Leptosphaeriaceae. The record is from RefSeq and is a predicted model, not a curated record.